Messenger RNA from Ctenopharyngodon idella (grass carp), 2684 nucleotides. RefSeq names its product angiopoietin 2b (gene angpt2b). Gene Ontology annotation, molecular function: receptor tyrosine kinase binding. Bases 716 to 2185 code for a protein of 489 amino acids. The record is from RefSeq and is a predicted model, not a curated record. Gene Ontology annotation, biological process: Tie signaling pathway. The transcript is spliced from 9 exons. Lineage: Eukaryota; Metazoa; Chordata; Actinopteri; Cypriniformes; Xenocyprididae.
GCAGGGGGUAGAACAUGAGAGAAGGAGGGGGCUAAUUAAACGUGAAUGUUCUCUGUUUGGGUUUUCUUUUUGGGGGUGGUUGCUGUGGGCAUUUUUGCAGCUUCCAUCUCAAAAUGUUGAGACAGGGAAGGGGGGAGUAUGCAAGAGACGGCGAGAGAGGUAGAACGAAGGAGGGGGUGAGUGAUUAUGUGUCAAAAAAAAAAAAAAGGGAUGUUAGACUCAGUCCUUAAAAAGCUCUGGCACUGAGUUCAUAAGUUCCCAAACUCAAAGCUUCCAACCCCGGACAGUCACAACGAGAUGGUAGAGAGAGAGAGCAGGAAACUGAAAAACUAUUCAGAGGGUAAAUAAACAGAGAGGAUGUUUCUGGUUCUGAGCUGUUCUGAGCUGUCCUGAACGUAAAGUGCGUGAGGAAUAGGAAACAAUCUCCCCCCUCUAGGCUGUCAUCUGGAUAGUGUUGCUUUUAUAUCUGCUGCAUUGUUUUGGCAAACACCACUACAAGUGUGCUGUUGUAGAAAGACAUCUCUCUAGAGCAACCCAUCAAGCAAAGAAAAAGGAAAAAGAAAGAAGCUGAGAACCAGAACUCCGAUCUUCAGAAAAGUUUGGACUAGUGCUAAUCCCAGUGAAGCUCUCUCAUCCGACCUGCUUUCAGAGGAGAGCCCACACUAUUUCAUCCGUCCUUGGAUUAUAUCUUUCCUACCGUCAGCAUUUUCCUGGGAUGGGCUGGCUGCCGUGUCUGUGUUACCUGACAGCGGCAGUAGUUGUGGCGAUUGGCUCGGAAAGACGGCAGCACCAGGUGCAGCAUGGCCCCUGCCGCUACACUUUUAUCCUUCCAGAGGUGGAGCAGUGCCGGCCUGCGGGGGACUUCCAGGUGACUAACUCCCUCCAGCGGGACUCACCCUCGGCCCCGGAGUCGCCCCAUGCUGAACCCACCUGGCAGGAAAGGAAGCUGGAGACCCUAGAGAGUGCCACAGAGAACAAUACACAGUGGCUGCAGAAGCUGGAGAGUUAUAUUCAGGAGAAUGUGAGAUCAGAGAUGGAACGGAAUGUCAUUCACACCCAGACAGCCACUAUGCUGGAGAUCGGAACCAAUCUUCUAAGCCAAUCAGCGGAGAACACACGCAAACUGACAGAUGUGGAGACACAGGUGCUGAACCAAACCAGUCGUCUGGAGAUCCAGCUGCUGGAGUACUCUCUGAGCACCAACCGGCUGGAGAAGCAGCUCUUAGAGCAGACCCAGGAGGUCUCCCGCCUCAAUGACAAAAACAGCUACCUGGAAGAGCGCUUUGCUGCCAUGGAGGCCAAGCACAGCAGAGAGCUUCAGGUCAUCCAGCAGGAAAAACAGCAGCUGCAGGAGCUGCUGGACAGACAGAAUCACCUGGUCAGCCUUCUGGAGGGAGAACUGGCCAGCUCUACUCGAAACAGCACACUGCUCCAACGGCAGCAGGCCACACUCACUGACACAGUGCAGCAGCUACUGGCUAUGGUCGCUCACUGUAACGAUAUUUCGACUCCAAUUGAAAAGGAGAUUGUAAAGUUCAGAGACUGUGCUGAGAUAUUCAAAUCUGGAGUUACAGAAAGUGGGAUAUACAGCAUUCAUCUUCCUAACUCCACCCAGAAAACUAAGGUAUUCUGUGACAUGAAAACUAGAGGGGGAGGCUGGACUGUCUUUCAGCACCGUUAUGAUGGAUCAGUAGAUUUCAACCGUGGCUGGAAUGAUUACAAACUGGGAUUUGGAGAUCUGUCAGGAGAACACUGGUUAGGAAAUGAUGCCAUCCACCUGCUUACCACAUCAAAAGACUACAUUCUUCAGGUCCACCUCAAAGACGCAGAGGGACACCAGGCUUAUUCUCAAUAUGACCAUUUCCACAUUGACGGAGAGGAUAAGAAGUACAGUCUCCAUGCAAGGGGGUUCAGUGGUACAGCUGGACGCACCAGUAGUCUUACCCAAUCAGGAACCCCGUUCAGCACUAAAGAUCACGACAAUGACCAGUGCAGCUGCAAGUGUGCUCAGAUGGCCACUGGAGGGUGGUGGUUUGAAGCUUGCGGGCCUUCCAAUCUCAAUGGGAUAUACUAUUCUGGAAACUCCAAUGUGAUACGCUAUAACAGUAUAAAGUGGUACUACUGGAAAGGGCCGAGCUGGAUGGCGACCAUGACCACUAUGAUGAUACGGCCUGUGGACUUCUAAAAGCAGGAAGGGAUUGUCACAAAUGGGUCAUUUGACUUUACUGACAGCCAAAUAAUCCAAACAAGCUGGUGACAUCAAUGAAAAUUAUGGACAACUUGAGACUUGGACAGCUUGUGCCCAUGUCAUUGUAGCCAUUCAAUCUGUCUCCAUUUUGUUUGUUUAGUCUGGCGAAACAGACACAAAUUACACCAUAAAUGUUUUAUCUGCCUGUAUAGCAAAGCUCUUCCAAUGUAAAAUGCAAUGAACUGGAAUGGUUGAUCAGUGUUCACAUUUGUACUUGAUAUUUGGGCCUGAUGUCUGUGUGGUAAAACCUAACCUAUCCUCCUCCUCCCUUCAGUGCAUCCUUGGAUCUCCUGAGAUUUCCUCUCCCAUUCUAGUGCUAAUAAAGGUUUAAGAGAGAAUACCUCUAUAAAGUGCUCAAGACACUGAAACAGGUGUAUGUUUUAUAAGUAUAACUUUCAUUAUAAAAUAUAUAUUUGUAAUAAAACAUCAAAUCAGA